AUGGCCAUAGCAAUAGACAUAGCAUUUUAUAUUGUCUUGGUGGCAUUUGGACUCCUGGGAAACACACUAGUCCUUUUGACGGUAUUAAGCAACGCAGUAGAGCACAAAAUGAUGCCAGCUUCCGAUUUGAUACUGACCAACCUGACCGUAAUUCUCCUCCUACUGUCCCUCUUCAGAAAUGUUUUGGUUAUCACCUUCCAGAAUGGUAUAGACAUAUUAUUCUCCACAUUCUGGUGCAAGGUCUUUAUGUUCAUAUGGACUCUCCUGAGGUCUAUGAGUGUCUGGGGAACAUUUUCUGUUAGUGUGCACCACUAUAUUAGCAUCAAGAACCGUUAUUUAAAACUGAGGAAAAAUGCUUUCUGGACCACAGUGAAAGCCCUCACCGCAUUGUGGGUAUUUAACUUCUUGUAUUACAUACCAACUUUGUUGUAUUCUGCCCGAGGGAUGUCCAACGUGACCUUUUCAGUGCAGUUAAUAAGCACCAGUACCAGGCCUGUGCUGGGUUGUGUAUGGGACUUCCCCAGUGUUAAUUCAAACCUUUUGUUCGUCACUGCAUCAUUGGUCAUUCAUGAAGCCAUUCCUGUUAUUCUUAUGCUGAGCACCAACAUAAGUACCCUCUAUACCCUUCAACAGCACUCCAAAGCUGUAGUGGCCCAGAAAACCAUCAAUCGCAUGGCAUCUGAGCGCAAAGCAGCCCUGGUGAUCACCACCUUGGUGGUACUAUUUGUUAUCUGCUGGGGAACCAACAUUGUGGCAACUAACUUCUACAACUUUACCAAAGGAUCAUCAUCUACAUUGUUUCUUCUGACGAUGGCAAACUUUGGAGCUUAUAUCUUCAUGGGCUUCAGCCCUCUUGUCUUGCUGGUUGGACACAGCAAGCUGCGCAGGAAAUUGAUUAGACUACUUUGUAAACAAUGGAAACAUCAAGUUGGUCAGGCAGGAUGCUCACCAAAAUGUAAAAGUAAUGUUACUCUUGUUAUGAGCUAA
Molecule: messenger RNA, 987 nt
Organism: Pseudophryne corroboree (corroboree frog)
Lineage: Eukaryota; Metazoa; Chordata; Amphibia; Anura; Myobatrachidae
Product: olfactory receptor class A-like protein 4
Exons: 1
Coding region: 1-987 (328 amino acids)
Biological process (GO): G protein-coupled receptor signaling pathway
Cellular component (GO): membrane
Molecular function (GO): G protein-coupled receptor activity
Source: RefSeq, a predicted model, not a curated record